Messenger RNA from Debaryomyces fabryi, 2205 nucleotides. RefSeq names its product mRNA-binding ribosome biosynthesis protein (gene NOP4). The transcript has a single exon. The record is from RefSeq and is a predicted model, not a curated record. The coding region runs from base 1 to 2205 and encodes 734 amino acids. Gene Ontology annotation, molecular function: RNA binding. NCBI's taxonomy places the organism in Eukaryota, Fungi, Ascomycota, Pichiomycetes, Serinales, Debaryomycetaceae.
AUGUCUGAAGAAGAAGUAGUAGCCCCUCAGAAACAAGAGGAUCAAGUUUUAGAUGAUAGUUUAGAUAGAAGAACAUUAUUCGUCCGUUCUAUUCCAUUUGAAGCCACAUCUACAGAAUUAGAGGAAUUUUUUUCACAAUUCGUCCCAGUGAAGCAUGCAGUAAUUGUUAACGAUGAGAACCAAAAGUCAAGAGGAUUUGGGUUUGUUUCAUUCACUUUAGAUGAAGAUACUUUGACAGCAUUGGUAGAAUCUAGAAAGACCAAAUUCAAGGGUCGUUUAUUGAGAGUGGAUAUUGCAAAAAGAAGAGAACGUAAAGACAGACCAAGCAACAGUGGCAGUGUCACUGCCAGUAAAGAAAGAAGUGCGGUAGCUCCUAUUGAAAAAAGAAGAGCUAGAUUAAUUAUCCGUAAUUUGCCUUGGUCUUGUAAGAAACCGGAUCAAUUGAAGAAGAUAUUUUCUAAGUAUGGUGCAGUUUACGAUGCCUAUAUUCCAAAGAAGAAAGGUGGACAGAUGUGUGGAUUUGCAUUUGUAACAAUGAAAAAAGACUCUGCUGCUGAGAAAGCUGUAAAGGAUUCCGUUGGAUUGAAGAUCGAUGACAGAGAAGUUGCUGUUGAUUUGGCCAUUGAAAAAUCUAAAUGGGAACAAAUCAAGGAAGAUGAAGACGAGGAAGAAGAAGAAGAAGAAGAAGAAGACAACGAUAACGAAGAAGAUAUAAGUUCAACUCAAGAUAAUGAAUCAGAUGCCGAAGAGGAUGAUGAUGAAGAUGAUGAAGAAGAAGAAGCUGAUGGAACAGAAGAGUUUGACGAAUUAAAUAAUCCUGAUUCUAAGGUUGUAGAAGAUGAGGAAGAAGAAGAAGAAGAAGAAGAAGAAGAAGAAAAACCAAGAAAAAAGAGUAACAGACAAGAAGCAUUUUCCCUUUUUGUCCGUAAUAUACCUUAUGAUGCCACGGCUGAGUCCUUGGAAGAACAUUUCUCUCAGUUUGGACCAGUUAAGUAUGCAUUGCCAGUUAUUGAUAGAGAAAGCGGUUUAGCUAAAGGUUCUGCAUUCGUUGCGUUCAAGAAAGAAGAUGCUUAUCUUGAUUGUUUAGAUAAUGCCCCUUCAGUUGCUUCCACGUCAUUGUUAAUCGCAGAUGAUGUUUCCCCAGCUUAUGUCUACCAGGGACGUAUUUUAUCAAUUGCAUCUGCUGUUGAUAGAGAAUCUGCUCAUAAAUUGGCUGAGAGAAAUGUUGAAAAGAGAAAGGAAGUGUUAGGGAAGGCACCAGCAGAGAAAGAUAAGCGUAACUUAUACUUGUUAAACGAAGGUCGUAUUACGGAAAAUUCUAAGUUGGCUCAGUUUAUAUCAAAAACAGAUCUUGAAAUGAGAGAAAAAUCUUAUAAGUUAAGAGUUCAACAAUUAAACAAAACUCCAUCUUUGCAUUUAUCUUUGACCAGAUUAGCUGUUAGAAACAUUCCUAGAGCUAUGAAUUCAAAAGCUUUGAAAGCAUUGGGUCGUAAGGCCGUUGUUCAAUUUGCAACUGAAGUGAAAGAAGAAAAGAGACAACCAUUAUCAAAAGAAGAACUUAACCGUUCUGUUAAACAUAAGCACGACAUUGGAGAAUUCGAAACAGAUAAGAAAAAGACGAAAAAAUUAGGUGUUGUUAAGCAAGCUAAAGUUAUCAAUGAAGUUAAAGGUUCAGGUGAAAUUGGACGUAGUAGAGGUUAUGGUUUCAUCGAGUUCAGAGAUCACAAGACUGCAUUGAUGGGUUUAAGAUGGUUAAAUGCACAUGAAGUUACAAUUCCUGAAGUUUUAGAAGGUAUGUCAGAUGAAGAGAAAAAAUUGGCCGAGUUAGAAGGUCUUGCAAAGAGAAAGUUAAUUGCAGAAUUUGCAGUUGAAAACGCUGAAGUUGUCAAAAGAAGAAGGGAAAAGACAUUCCAAGCUCGUAAUAAUAAGGACAGUGGAGAAACUAAUACAGACAAGAAAAGUUUCGAUAGAAAGAGAAGAAGAGAUGACAAAGACGAUGGCAAAGAUAACAGGGGAGACUCUAGAAAGAAUGAUAAGAAAGCAAGAAAGGGUUCUAAUAAGAAAGGUAAUAUGAACAAAGGUGCAAAACCUGCGCCUAAUGGGAAUCAACCUGAAUCUAAAGCAACGCAAAAUAAAUCAGGAUUAUCUGAUAACGUGAAGAAUAUUAUUGGUAUCAAACGUAAGAGAAGAAAGGGUAAAAACUAG